Messenger RNA from Culex pipiens pallens (northern house mosquito), 6561 nucleotides. It is a transcript of the gene fray, whose product is annotated as serine/threonine-protein kinase OSR1. NCBI's taxonomy places the organism in Eukaryota, Metazoa, Arthropoda, Insecta, Diptera, Culicidae. Gene Ontology annotation, molecular function: protein serine/threonine kinase activity; ATP binding. The transcript is spliced from 2 exons. Gene Ontology annotation, biological process: protein phosphorylation. The coding region runs from base 526 to 2115 and encodes 529 amino acids. The record is from RefSeq and is a predicted model, not a curated record.
UCAUCGCCAGAGUUGUCGUUCGCGGUAGAGAAUUUCUUGCGGUGGCCGUUCGGGCAAGAAAAAAAAAACGUCGAGGUGGAAGAAAAAAUCCGUGUGCGAUCGUGGAAAAAACACGUACCAAAUUCCGUCACCUGCUCGACCCGUCGCGGAAACAGUUCUUCUCCCGGUUUGUGUGUGAGUGUGCGUGCGCGUUUCCGGUGGUGAUUUGUUGUUUUCCGGAACAAUCCGGAUUUUUCGCGGAACCGUCAGAUUGUGGCAGAUUCCGGAGCGCCUUUCGCGGUGGCCACACAGGCUUGUUGUGAUUUGUGAACGGUUCACGCCGGAAUUGAUUUUCUUUGGUUGAGUUCCGGAUUUUAACGUCCCCUCUGAACAAAAAAAAGCGAUCCGGAUUGUCCCGGGUUUGACAGCUGAGAAACAUCAACACAGCCGCAGCAGAAGAAGAGGACCCCUCGGCGCUCCCUCUCUGUUUGUGUGAGUCAGUUGAGCGUCGCGAUCGCAUCCGGACGGAUCUUGGAGCACAGGAUCAUGGCGGCUAGCAGCAGCAGCACGACGGUUCCGAUGUCGGCGUCGUCGGCGAGUCUGGCGGGGGGGACCGCACCGGCGGUGGCACCGCCGACCAACACGCCGUGGCCCAACAGCAAGGACGACUACGAGCUGCGGGAGGUGAUCGGGGUGGGGGCGACGGCGGUGGUGCACGGGGCGUACUGCGCGCCGCGGAACGAAAAGUGCGCGAUCAAGCGGAUCAAUUUGGAGAAGUGGAACACGUCGAUGGACGAGCUGCUGAAGGAGAUCCAGGCGAUGAGCAGCUGUAACCACGAGAAUGUGGUGACGUACCAUACGAGUUUUGUGGUGAAGGAGGAGUUGUGGCUGGUGUUGAGACUGUUGGAGGGGGGGAGCUUGCUGGACAUUAUCAAGCACAGGAUGAAGUCGGUGAACUGUAAGCACGGGGUGUUUGAUGAGGCCACGAUCGCGACGGUGUUGAAGGAGGUGUUGAAGGGGUUGGAGUACUUUCAUAGCAAUGGGCAGAUCCAUCGGGACAUAAAGGCGGGUAAUAUCUUGCUCGGGGACGAUGGGACGGUUCAGAUUGCGGACUUUGGCGUGAGUGCGUGGUUGGCCACGGGUCGGGACUUGAGCCGGCAGAAGGUUCGGCACACCUUUGUGGGGACGCCGUGCUGGAUGGCACCGGAAGUGAUGGAACAGGACCAUGGGUACGACUUUAAGGCGGACAUCUGGUCGUUUGGCAUUACGGCGAUCGAGAUGGCAACGGGCACGGCUCCGUACCACAAGUACCCGCCGAUGAAGGUCCUCAUGUUGACGCUGCAGAACGAUCCGCCCUCGAUCGACACCGGCGCCGACGAGAAGGACCAGUACAAGGCGUACGGCAAGACGUUCCGCAAGAUGAUCGUCGAGUGUCUCCAGAAGGAACCCUCCAAACGCCCCACGGCCAGUGAACUCCUCAAGCAUCCCUUCUUCAAAAAGGCUAAAGAUCGCAAGUAUCUGACCGCGACCCUGCUCGCGACCGGCCCCUCGAUGGCCACCCGAGUCCACAAAGCUGCCAAGCGACAACCGGGCGCGUCCGGCCGCCUCCACCGAACCGUCACCGGCGAGUGGGUGUGGUCCUCCGAGGAGGAAGACAACGGCAAACAGUCCUCGGACUCGGACUCCGAAGAGCCCCGCCCCAUGAACCGCCUCGAGCAGAUGGACUCGUCCGCGUCGGAAACCGAAGACGCCUCGGAACCGUCAACCCUAACCGUCGCCCCCACAACCGACGGCCUCGCCGCCCUCUCCCUGGCCGCCGACGACGACGACGACGGUCUGCCCCCCAUCAACCUGGUCCUGCGGAUGCGGAACGCCAACCGGGAACUGAACGACAUCCGGUUCGAGUUUGCCGUCGGCAAGGACUCGGCCGAAGGCAUCGCCUCGGAACUCGUAGGCGCCGGCCUCGUCGACACGCGCGACAUCGUCGUGAUGGCGGCGAACCUGCAGAAGCUGAUCGACCUGCGCGCCACCGGCCUCAAAACCGUCACCUUCCAGCUGAACUCGGGCUUCGGCAGCGGCGAAACCGCCGACGAAAAGUCCCUCAUCGGGUACGCGCAGAUUUCCAUCACGGACUAAUGUUUUUUGUUUAUGUGUGUGCUUGUUAUGUGUCUGUGUGCGUGCGUGUGUGCGAAUGGAAGCCGGAAGAAGAAACAUUCUAUUUUGAGGGGAGAAACAAAAAAAGUGAGCGCGGUUUUCCUUGUGUUUUUCGAUUUCUUACAUAGGUUUUAAACGAAGAAAACAAUAAAUAGCAAGUUAUUUAGAUUUAGUACCUAUAUUAAUAUAUAUAUAUAUUCUACUCUUCUCUACCGCUGCAUCUAAGUAUAUUUGAGAUAACAAAACAACGCAAAACAUGCCGCCGCAGUCGUGCCGACUGCAGGGUUGUUACGGAACUCGUUUCGGAACCGGUUCUGUGAAAUUAAUUUCAAACCGAAUCUAACCCGAUCUGUUGAAUUUUUCUCCGACUGGGAGUUGCAGCUGUCAAAAAAAAUAUUUUUCAAUUUGGUAAAAAAAAAGAAGUAAUUCUGAACCAUGCGAUCAAUCUCAAUUCGAUUUCAGUGCGAUUAGUUCCUUUUUCCGUCGACUGGGAAUUGUAGCUGUCAAGGCUCUACACUGUUAUUUGAAGACGUCCAAUUACGAAAGACUUCAGCUUUUUUUGUUGAUUGUGUAAUUUUACCUGUUAUUAUUUUAUUUCAAUUGAUCAAUACAAAAAAUUAAUCGAAUUCAGAAAAUAUGCUCUAAGAAGUCUUGAAGUCGCCUCAAUCCUGAAGCGGUUCUUUGAAAUUAAUCUCGCACCGAAUCCAUCACGACUAGCUCAAUUUUGCUUCGACUGGGAAGUGCAACUGUCAAGACUCUACACUGAAAAAUGUCGGGGAAAAAUAUCUUAAAAUCAUAUUUUUUUUACUGACUUUUUAGAGUUUUUCAGUUGAGAUCACCUCAUUCCUCAACCGGAUCUUUGAAAUCUCUAGCUGAAUCUACCCGAUAAGUUAAAUUUUCCCUGCGACUGUGAAUUUGAGCCCUUUAUUUCUCAAAUAUUUAGCUUUUGUUAUGCUAAAUAUGAGCUUUUCAUAACCGGUUCUGUGAUAAUAAUCUAGCACCGAAUCCAUCCCAAUUAAUUCAAUUUUCCUCCGACUGGGAAUUUAAAUCAAUAACAGUAGCAAUGACUAAUAAUUCUGCUUCAUGAAUUUCCAGUUUAUAAAUGAUGAAUGUUGAAUAAAAUUUCAAAAAAAAAACAUAGAAAUUAUUAAAACAAUAUCAGUGAAAGAUCUUUCUUGAAAACAAUAUUUUUAUUAGUUGCUCAGUCCAACUCUCCUUUUCUGAACCGGUUUCGUUAAAUCUAUCUGUCCCGAUUUAUACGAUAUUCCUUCGACUGGGAAAUUGCACUGUUAAAAAAUAAAUAAUGUAAUAAUUUUACAAAUAUAGAUUUGUUUUGUUUUUUCUGAACCGGUUCUAAGAUAUAUUUCUCAAUUAAAAUUAAACUGUUAUAUUUUGAUUUAUAUUAUAUCGUUUCUGAACCGGUUCUAUAAAAUUUCUGAUUUUUUUGCCGAAUUUACCUUAUUUCUGAACCGGUUCUAUGAUAUUAAUCUCCAAUCGGAUGCAUUCCAAUUGAUUGAAUUUUCCUCCGACUGGAAAUUAAAAUUGAGAAAAAAAAUAAUAAAAAUUCCAUAAUACUAGUUUUUUGUUGGUAAAGACUUUUUUCUGAACCGGUUCUAUGAUAUAUCUCUUAGUUAGAAUUCAGAUCUCGAUAAGUUAAAUUUUCCUCCGAAUGGGAAUUUCAACAGUACCCAGUCAAAUCAAUCCGAAUUCUGAAACGGAAUCUAAUUCGAAUCGUACACAAAUUAAGUUUCAAACGCAACAACCGGUUCGAACACGGGACCGGUUGUUGCGUUUGAAAUGGAAUUUGUAUACGAUUCUAAAUAGAUUCCGUUUCAGAAUUCGGAUUGAGUUAACUGGGGAAAUGCUCUACACUGUCAUUUAUUUUUUUCUCAGUUGAAGAUAUGUUUUAAACUGUUGAAUUUUGAUCUGAUAUUUUUUUUUAUUCAAAAACAUUUUUUCUUUUGUAAUUGUAACAUUUCCGAACCGGUUCCAUUAGUUAAAUAUAAAAAAAAUACUGAAUACAAACUUUUGAGAUUUUUCAGGCAAGUAUUGCUAAUUUCUGAACUUGUAAUAAUAAUAAUCAAAAUUCAUUUUUGUUAGUUUUUUUUUUUAUUGUUUUUUUUUUUAUGAGUCGGUUAUAUGAUAUUUUCGACUGGGAUUUGCAACAGUUAAAGCCGUAUCAUUUCUGAACCGGUUCCACAAAUUUAAUAUUCAGAAAAAUGAGCUUUUCAGUCGAGUUCACCUCAUUUCUUAACUGGUUGUAUGAAUUUUCAUGAACAGAAUUCAUUCUAACCGAAUACAUCUCGAUUGAUUCCAUUUUCCUCCGACAGGGAAUUGAAGUUAAUUUAAAUCAAUUUUGUAUUUGUUCUGACCUAUUUAAUUUAAAAGUGAUAAGAAUUCAAAGUUUUGUGAAAGCUUUUUAUUUUCAUUUGAAUGAGUUCAAUAUGUUUAAUAUAAAAAAAGUCCGGAACGAAGAAAUUGAUCAAGAGUUUUUAUUCAAAUGGUCCAAUUACCCAUUUUUUUUUAGUUUCAAACAGAAUUCGAUUUGAAUCGUAUACGAAUUCCGUUUAAAACGAAACAACCGGUACCAUGUUCGAACCGGUUUUCGCGUUUGAAACAGUAUUCGUUUACAAUUCGAAUCGAAUUCCAUUUUUCAAACACUCAAAAAGCUUAAAAAUUAAAAGUUCUUAUUAAAAAAACUCCAGAAUGUUGAUCAUAAAUCUUAUUUUUUCAAAAAUGUUCGAAAAAACUGAAACAUAGAAAUUGUGCAACAUUUUGUCUGUUUAAUUUAUUUUUUUUAACAAAAAAUACUUCUAUGAACUUUUUCCGUCGAAUUAAUCUCAUAUGGGAACCGGCUCUAUGAAUCUACUAUCGAACUGAAUUUAUCCCGAUUGAUUACGAUUUUCUCCGACUGGGAGUUGUUGCUGUCAAAGCUAUGCACUGUCAUUUUAUUUUACCCACUUUCAGAUUAAUUUAACCAUUUUAUUUUUUAUUUUUUUGCUUGAUAUUUUUGUUCUAUAAAAACUUGUUGAAAAGCGAUAAAAUUAAGCAUUUUAUUCGAAUUUGUAAUUUUUUUAACCGGUUCUAUAAAAGCAAUUGAGAGUAGAAUUCAUUUGAAAAUGUUAUUUUAUUUCUUUAUUAAUAAUGUUUGAAACAUAUUUUCGAAUAAAAAAAGUGUUCAUCGGUUUCGAGGUUCAGAACUAAUUCGUUUGCUGAACUGGUUUAGUAGAAGCCAAUUUUAUUUGACAGCACUUCUUUCAAAAUUGCCUCAAUUCUUUUAUUAUUUCGACCAAAAACAACAUCGAAGGGCCGAGGUACACGGAAAUUCGAAAUACCUCCGAUAAAAUUGUAAUUGAGUUGAAUUGAAAUUAAAAUUUAAAAAGUCAAAUUUCAUCUUAUUUCUGAACCGGUUCUCUAUCGGCAUUCAGCACGAUGAGCUGAUCUUUUUUCCGACUGGGAAUUGAAGCUGUCAUAUUCCUACACUGUCAAUCGAUUCUACCCAAUACUGAAUAGAGUUUGAGCAAAAGAAAAAGAUUCGUUUUUUCAGAACCGGGGUUUUUACAAUUAUUUAACACUGUUAAUUUGUUUUAUUCUUUAAAAAUUAAUCUUUACUUACGAUGAAAAUAUUUUUUUUAGUGAUUUUUUUUUUGCUGCAAUAAAUUUGUCUUCGCGCAUCAAAAGUUCGUAACAACCCUGCAAUCGCACGCAUAUAAUCCGCUUUAAAUUGAGAGAGAGAAAAAAAAGCAAGUUAAAACGACUAUACUUAUCACAACAAAACAAAAAGUUGCAAAUUUUAAACAAAUUUAAAACGGUGAAUUAAAAAGAAACAGAGCAGUGCUUUAGCCUUUUCCAAGACCUAAAAAAAUACAGAAAAAAACCUCCUUCGCAAACCCCAUCAACCGAUCACAAAUACACACAAAAAAAGAGAAGAAAAACAAAUGAUCACACGUUUUAAUUGUUAUCACAAACUCUCUCACACUCACACAAGCGAAACCCUCUAAAAAAAAUGAGAGAUAAAGUAAGGAAGCGAAAAAUCACGCGCGGCGCAAUUUUGUGCAGGAAAGGCCAAAAUUCUAAUUAACGAAAAAAAAAGCAAACAUACACAACAACAACAAAGCACAGAUGUGAUGCAGUCGCAGCCUUGAAAAAUAAAACAAAUACACACACGCUAAAAAAAAAUAAAAAUGAUGGCUUGGCCGGAAGCGGAGUUAGUUGAACCGUUUCGCCCGACUUUGAAGGACUUUGAAGUGUGUGUGGCGUGUGAGGUAAUAAGAAAGAGAGGGAGAGCGAUAAAAAAAGGUAAAAUUAGAGAAGAAAGAUGAUUUGUAUUUUAACGAGAGGUUUAAAUCAUUACUAGUGACGAGCAAAGUGUAAUUAAAUCGUAAGCGGAACGUAAAACAAAAGAGUUAUAAUAAAAAAAAAAGAAAA